AUGGUGGUGAUUGACUUAAUUUUGCAUGUUUCUUUGCUGAAUCUGAUAGCAUGUUCACCUUUCGAUAACUUGGAUAGAACGAAUUAUCGGAAGAAUGAAAUACCUUUUACUGGAGAUAAACCUGUCAACGUCACUGUUCAAGUUUAUUUCUAUUCAGUUGGACCAAUCGAUGAGGCUGACUUUACAUUCGAAACUGGCUUCUAUUUACGCCAGUGGUGGACUGACCAAAGGCUGCGCUUUAAUUCCACAAAACCACUUCGUACAACAUCCUUAGAUGAUCUGAUUUGGAUUCCAAACACUUCUGCAGCAGAUAGCCAUAGUGUAACAAAUUUCCCAAAUGCUAUUCGAACUGUUGUGGAACCAUCAGGAAACGUUUAUGUGAGCAGAAGGUUAAAAGUAGUAAGCACGUGUGAAAUGAACCUAAAUAACUAUCCAAUGGAAACACAGACUUGUCAUCUUUUAUUUGAGACUUGUGAGUUUUUCUCUUUGUGUUUGUUUUUGUUUUUUCCAAGAGAAAUUAUUUUUUUUAUUCUAAUUUGAGGGAGUGUGUAACUCUUCCCUUAUUUCAUAUUUGAUUAUUUGCACUUUUCAAACAGUGAAACGCUUUUUUUUGACACAAAAAUUGUUAAUGUAUGAACAGCAGUAUUAAAAAUACAUCACUUCAAUACUCUGUCGACGGUGUGAUCUUACAUUCAUAUGACAGCACGUUGUUAGUAAGUUUUCGUGAUGUCCAACUGCAGUUUGUUUGAAUAUAUGAAUAUGAAAAUAACUUUUAUUUGAAGAACAGCACGCAUUCCUAAGUACUUGCUUGUUUGCUAGUAACCAGAAAAAUCUUGUCUCCAGAACUCCUUAGAUUGUUUUAUGAA
This is a messenger RNA of Hydractinia symbiolongicarpus, 866 nucleotides long. Its product is annotated as gamma-aminobutyric acid receptor subunit gamma-3-like. The record is from RefSeq and is a predicted model, not a curated record. Gene Ontology annotation, cellular component: neuron projection; synapse; membrane. Bases 1 to 540 code for a protein of 179 amino acids. Gene Ontology annotation, molecular function: transmembrane signaling receptor activity; extracellular ligand-gated monoatomic ion channel activity; neurotransmitter receptor activity. Gene Ontology annotation, biological process: regulation of membrane potential; monoatomic ion transmembrane transport; chemical synaptic transmission. The transcript is spliced from 4 exons. Lineage: Eukaryota; Metazoa; Cnidaria; Hydrozoa; Anthoathecata; Hydractiniidae.